GCUCAGUGGAGGACCGCCAGCACCAACGUGUCCUUCUUUGAGAGCUUCUGCUCCACGGCCCAGCACGUGUUCAACGCCAGCAGGGAGACGUGCACAGUGACGCUGAGCGCCCGCGAGCCCCGCUCCCAGCUCUGGGCUGUGCAGGCUGUCAUACACCUCCCUUUGGACCCCGAAAAAGUCCUCGAGGAGCUGAGGGAGAAGAAGGACAAGUUAGAGGAGCUCGGCAUCGCCAACAUCACCUAUGACAGAAUGGAGAGAGAGAUGGUCAUCACGGAUGAGUUCAGCACGCCCUUGAUCAUCACCAUUGUCACCCUGGCCGGCUCCCUGCUGCUGAUCGCUGCCAUCUAUGGCUGCUGCCACCAGCGCUUCUCCCAAAAGAAGGACCAGCACAUCCACCCUGAUCUCCCCGGGUUUGAUGAUGGACAUGUGGCCCUGAUCUUUAAUCAGCGCCUGACCGAGGAGUUGCAGACAAUGGAGAACGGGUACCACGAUAACCCCACGCUGGAGGUGAUGGAGACCUCCUCUGAGAUGCAGGAGAAGAAGGUGAACCUCAACGGGGAGCUGGGGGACAGCUGGAUUGUGCCUCUCGACACCCUCAUGAAGGAGGACCUAGAGGAAGAGGAGGACACGCAUCUAUAA
Nestor notabilis (Kea) is the source of this 639-nucleotide messenger RNA. It is a transcript of the gene PODXL, whose product is annotated as podocalyxin-like. The transcript is spliced from 5 exons. The record is from RefSeq and is a predicted model, not a curated record. Gene Ontology annotation, biological process: positive regulation of cell-cell adhesion mediated by integrin; negative regulation of cell-cell adhesion; cell migration. Lineage: Eukaryota; Metazoa; Chordata; Aves; Psittaciformes; Psittacidae. The annotation marks the transcript as partial. Gene Ontology annotation, cellular component: apical plasma membrane; microvillus membrane.